Messenger RNA from Physeter macrocephalus (sperm whale), 3125 nucleotides. It is a transcript of the gene SNTG2, whose product is annotated as syntrophin gamma 2. The record is from RefSeq and is a predicted model, not a curated record. The transcript has 17 exons. Bases 60 to 1580 code for a protein of 506 amino acids. NCBI's taxonomy places the organism in Eukaryota, Metazoa, Chordata, Mammalia, Artiodactyla, Physeteridae. Gene Ontology annotation, cellular component: dystrophin-associated glycoprotein complex; intracellular anatomical structure. Gene Ontology annotation, molecular function: protein binding; structural molecule activity.
CGGGGCCUCGGGGCUGAGCUCGCGCGGCCCGGAGCGCUGGUCCCGCCGAGUGGGCGGCGAUGAGCGCCGAGGGACCCUUCCCGCCGGCUGCCCCCCGCGGGCACCCCGGCCGCCUGCUAGUGCCCGCGAGGACUAAAACCGGGACUGCCUUGUUGCACGACCAAGGGUCUGGACACGCCUAUGACAUUCGCCUGAAGCUAACGAAAGAGGUACUGACAAUUCAAAAACAAGAUGUCAUCUGUGUUAGUGGCAGCAAUCACAGUGCAAAUCACAGAACUGUUACGCUUCGCAGACAGCCCGUGGGCGGCUUGGGCCUGAGCAUAAAGGGCGGCGUGGAACACGGAGUACCGGUCGUCAUAUCAAAGAUACUCAGAGACCGCGCAGCCCACCAGACAGGGAUGUUAUUCGUAGGGGACGCCCUCCUCCAGGUUAAUGGCAUUAAUGUGGAAAACGCAACCCACGAAGAAGUGGUGCAUCUUUUGAGAAAUGCUGGCGAUGAAGUGACCGUCACUGUCGAGUAUCUCAGGGAAGCGCCAUCAUUUCUGAAGCUCCCAUUAGGGUCCCCAGGACCGUCUAGCGAGCCCGGCAGCGGGACCUCCUCGCCCCUCUUUGACAGCGGUUUGCAUCUGAACGGAAACUCCAGCAACACAGCUCCGUCCUCGCCUUCUUCGCCGGUCGCUAAUGAACCAAAAUAUGAGAAGCGCUGGCUGGACGCCGUGUCACUCCCUCUUUCCAUGGCUCGGGUCUCACGGUGCAGAGCUGGAGCAGAAAAAGUAAGGUGCAGUGCACUUGAGGUGCAGGCCCUGGAUGGGGCGAGCUCGGGAAUCCUUUGGUUUUACACCGCCCAGGAGAGCGCCGACUGGCUGAGGGCUGUGUCUGCCAACAUCAGCGACCUGACGCUGCAAAAUAUGAAAAUGGCAAAUAAAUGCUGUUCUCCUUGUGACCAGGUCAUCCACGUGGGGUGGGUCCGCGAGAGACUGGGAGGGGCCGGCCCCUCUCAAACCUUCAGAUCCAAGUUCCUGGCCCUGAAGGGCUCGUCCUUCUACGUCUUCACCUCUCCUCCGGUGAGCACAUUAGACUGGGUCCGAGCGGAAAAAACCUAUAACCUCUGUGAGGUACUAUUUAAAGUUCACAAGUUCUGGCUUCCGGAUGAGUGCUGGGCCCAAGCCAGCCUCUGUCUGGGUCUCCAGGACCCCAGCUGCGGGGACCACAGGCCCUUCUGCUUCAGCGUCCUCGUGGGCCACGGCAGGAGCCACGUGUUCAGCGUGGAGCUGGGGAGUGAGCUCGCAGCGUGGGAGCUGUCCUUCCAGAGGGCCACCUUCCUGGACGUGCAGAGGACGGGGUCCAAAACGUACAUGUGCAGUUGGCAAGGAGACACCCUGUGCUUCACGGUGGAUUUCGCUCUGGGAUUCACCUGCUUUGACAGCAAAACAAAGAAUGUGCUCUGGAGAUUUAAAUUCUCUCAGCUGAAAGGAUCUUCAGAUGAUGGGAAAGCUCGGGUGAAGCUGCUGUUUCAGAAUCUGGACACCAAGCAGAUUGAGAAGAAGGAGGAACAGAGGCGGGUGUUCUUCACUCUGUGAUGAUCCGGGAGGAUAAACUCCACUGGAAACUAUUCCUUGGCGCCGUGAGUCGCGCAGACGGUCAGACGUGGACGGCGGGGGCUGAGCAGGGGUACAUCACGCCGCUGCCGGCUUCAGGGAGUAACCGUGGCGGCGUCGGAUUGUGGAGAGAUGGUGGAGGGAGACAAGGCCAGGUUCCUCCUGAAGAUGGAGUGAAGCGGGGCCUCUACAGAACAGGGGACACGCGAGUGCGGCCUCUUCCAAAUAUGGGUCUGAAAUUGUCCUUAAUCUGUUUUCCCGGAAGCUCAACGGAACAGAGCUUUCCUUUCUUUGCGCUUCUUUUCCCUUCCUCCCUCCCUUUCUUCCCUUCUUCCUUCCUCCCGGGUCCCCUGCACGGUCGGUCAGUAAGGUGCCCCUCCUCCGUGUGGGGACAGGGAAGGUGCACCAGCCGCGUCCCGCCUGCAUCCAGGUUGGAGCCCAGCAUCACCGGCCGCCUUGCCGUUUCUCACCUGCUGGCCUUUGACUCUGCUUCUCAGCUUUCUUCCCGGACAUUGUGCUUCCCGUAGACAUGUGCUUGGAAAACAUCUGUCAACGGUUUGCCGUGUCCCAGGGUCUCUGUGCAAGGGUCGUCUUGGUUACGACACCUGCCUGGGGACCUGCCCCUCCCUCCGAGCCUUCCUGGGCUGUCGGGCCUUCACCGCGGCCCAGUGGGUGGGGGGAUCUUUUAUCGCACCCGGUACGUUACAAGCCGCCGCUGUGCUCGGUCCUUCAUAAGCACGACUGCCUCAUCCCCACGAGCAGCCCGGGAGAGAAGCGCUGGCAUCACAAUAUAUGUUUAAUAUGGCACAAAACAGAUUGUUCAAGUCGGCGUAAAGUGUACGUUAAUUCACGUACAAGCCAGAGCGACUUCCCCAGACCUCAACAUGUGAACGUUUCUUCCAUGAGCAAACGCUGCCGCUCAGAGGCCCCGGCACAGCACUGGCUGGGCCGCAGAGUCCACAAGUGGGAGACCAUAUCUGACCCCCUCAGUGGGCCUGUCUCCACACUCAGUGGCUGAGCCCCGAUCUGAGUUCCCUGUAAAAUAACACAUGGGAAAUUGUGUUCAGUGCAUGGUUAUCCCUGCUAAUUGUCACGUUCAAUUAUACUCGUUGGGGGCAUUUUCUAAGGGAAAUUACAACGCGUAUUCACUUAUUCUAGAGACUCGUUCAUUUAUUUAACCAUCAUCUCUUUCAAGUAUAGCUUUGAUCAGCUUCCAUGUUGAAUUCUUUGGGAAGGACAGUGGUUAAGGCUCCCUUUGAAAUACGGUCUGUGUCUGAAUUGCUACAGCUGAGUGGAAACUGGUCUCUUAAGCGGUUACAGACUUUAAAAUUUCCCCCUCGUGCACUGGGCCAUUAGAUGACAGUUAGGGAAAACUAAAAGCCCAGGAUGGCUACCGCUCCUCGGAAGGGCUGUCUCUCAUCUCACGGACAGUUUUUGACGCAUGUCUGCAGUUUGCGCAGCAAGAUGGAAGGAGGGGUAGUGCCAUAAGGAAAUGUGGUUUCUGCGCGGGGAGGUGUAUUGAGGGCA